CUCAAGCUUCCUCUUUUAUAUCACACGCAAAUAAGCAGACUCUUUCUUCUUCUUCCUUUCAUGGCAGCCAUGGCCUCUGCAACCCUCACCUCCUUUCUCUCAUCGAACCCUAAAUCCUCCUUCACUUCCUCCUCCUUCCACGGCACACCCAUUCAAUCUUUUCGCUUCACACCUAUCAAAUCCACCACAUCAUCCUCCACCAUCUCAAUGUCCCUGACCUCACCGCCUUACGAUCUUCAAUCCUUCAAAUUCCAACCCAUCAAAGAAUCCAUCGUCUCUCGUGAAAUGACCCGCCGGUACAUGACCGACAUGAUCACCUACGCCGAUACCGACGUCGUCAUCAUCGGUGCUGGCUCCGCCGGCCUCUCCUGCGCCUACGAGCUCAGCAAGAACCCAUCUAUCCGUGUCGCGAUCCUCGAACAAUCCGUCAGCCCCGGUGGCGGCGCGUGGCUCGGCGGGCAGCUCUUCUCCGCCAUGGUGGUCCGCAAACCGGCCCAUCUGUUCCUCGACGAGCUGGGCGUUGAUUACGACGAGCAAGGGGACUACGUGGUGAUAAAGCACGCCGCUGUGUUCACGUCGACCAUCAUGAGCAAGCUUCUAGCCCGGCCCAACGUGAAGCUGUUCAACUCAGUGGCGGCGGAGGAUUUGAUCGUGAAGGAAGACAGAGUGGCCGGGGUGGUGACGAACUGGGCGCUGGUGUCGAUGAACCACGAUACACAGUCGUGCAUGGACCCGAACGUGAUGGAGGCGAAGGUGGUGGUGAGCUCUUGUGGGCACGACGGGCCGUUCGGAGCCACCGGAGUGAAGAGGCUGAAGAGCAUAGGGAUGAUCGAUAGCGUUCCAGGGAUGAAAGCCCUUGACAUGAAUGAAGCAGAAGAUACGAUUGUGAGGCUGACGAGAGAGGUUGUGCCCGGCAUGAUCGUUACUGGUAUGGAAGUUGCAGAAAUCGAUGGAGCCCCAAGAAUGGGUCCAACAUUUGGGGCGAUGAUGAUAUCGGGGCAGAAGGCGGCGCAUCUGGCUUUGAAGGCGUUGGGGAAGAACAAUGCAAUCGAUGGGACUUGUGGAACAGGCACUGAACAACCUGAGCUCAUUUUUGCUUCGGCUCACGCUCAAGACGACAUUGUUGAUACUUAAUAUGUGUGUCUGUAUAAAUUUACACACACACAUGAAGGUGGAAGACAGUGAAGAAGUGGUGAUGAUCAGCUUAACUAUAUGUUUUUGUGGUUCCUUUAAAACUCAAUGUUCAUUACCAUGUAAUAUCAUCAGCCUUAUAAUAGUUUGAUAGAACUCCACCUAUAUGUUCUUAUUUAUUUCAUAUUUAGAUUAAAUAUGUAUUUCAUGUAAAAAGUUAAAUCUAAAAUAUUUCAUACUGUUAAGUUAUAGAUUUUAAA
Molecule: messenger RNA, 1391 nt
Organism: Neltuma alba
Lineage: Eukaryota; Viridiplantae; Streptophyta; Magnoliopsida; Fabales; Fabaceae
Product: thiamine thiazole synthase 2, chloroplastic-like
Exons: 2
Coding region: 61-1134 (357 amino acids)
Biological process (GO): thiamine biosynthetic process
Source: RefSeq, a predicted model, not a curated record